AUAUAAAGUGCCACACUAUUCUGGUGAGGAAGAGACAUUGGAGGACCUGUGAGAACAAAUUUCUCUGAACACAAGACCUAUACAUUAAAUUGCAGAGAUGAGGCUGCUCCUGGCUACACUACUGCUGGCUUCUGUAGCUGUCAUUCAAGCUCAGUGGUACAAUUUUCCAGGGGAGGCUAUCCAGGGGGCAAGGGACAUGUGGAAUGCCUAUUCGGACAUGAAGGAUGCCAACUGGAAAGACUCAGACAAGUACUUCCAUGCCCGGGGAAACUAUGACGCUGCCCAAAGGGGUCCUGGUGGCAAAUGGGCAGCUGAAGUGAUCAGCGAUGCCCGUGAGGGAUGGCAAGGAAAUAGCGGCCGGGGGCAUGAAGACUCUGAAGCAGAUCAGGUGGCCAAUCGCCAUGGCCGUGAAGGAAACGAUCCAAACCACUUCAGACCUGCAGGCCUCCCUGACCAAUACUGAAUCAGUCAUCUUCACUACCCGACUGCCAGAAGAAUGUGUUUGAAUAAAAUAGAUUACCUGCAUUUUUGGAACCUUUGUCUGUUAAAUCAGUGUCUAUUAAAGAAUUACAUUGGGCAUAAAUCCAUAUCGGUAGAUGCAUACAUACUAUUUAGACAUAGAGCCAUCUAGUAUGGUAUACCAUAUGCCAUGACACCUAACAUUUUAAGGUGCAUUCUGAGACUGUAUGUUCUUGCAAUUGAUAUAAGAUGUCAGGUACGUAGACCUUGUUUACAUGGUACUGAACGGAUUAAUUCAGUCAGUGAUCACACAUAAAGGUCUUGUCACAAACUUGAGUCUGAGGAAUCUGAUGAUGACAUGGGAUUUAGACUCUUGAAACUUUGUCUGGACUAAAAAAUAAAGUAUAUGUACGAACUCUCA
Molecule: messenger RNA, 880 nt
Organism: Sardina pilchardus (European sardine)
Lineage: Eukaryota; Metazoa; Chordata; Actinopteri; Clupeiformes; Clupeidae
Product: serum amyloid A-5 protein-like
Exons: 4
Coding region: 98-463 (121 amino acids)
Cellular component (GO): extracellular region
Source: RefSeq, a predicted model, not a curated record